Molecule: messenger RNA, 1915 nt
Organism: Boleophthalmus pectinirostris (great blue-spotted mudskipper)
Lineage: Eukaryota; Metazoa; Chordata; Actinopteri; Gobiiformes; Gobiidae
Gene: trim13
Product: tripartite motif containing 13
Exons: 2
Coding region: 529-1719 (396 amino acids)
Biological process (GO): positive regulation of macroautophagy; innate immune response; positive regulation of canonical NF-kappaB signal transduction
Molecular function (GO): zinc ion binding
Source: RefSeq, a predicted model, not a curated record
CCAGUACUUUGCAUGUUUCUAUGGGUUUGCAAAAUCUGACAUAACGCUCCGUCGGUGCCUUCUAGCUGCAAGACGGCAAAAGUGAGCUCUGGCUAUCCUUAACGAACCCAGUUUCUUCAUCGGACGAUGGGAAUCCGAGUCUCCACUCAGUCAGUUUAGCACCAUUAAGUAUUUUUCUAUGCAGAGCAGAAAUAUGCUGCUUUGGAGUGUACAGUAUUAGAAACAACAGCGAUUAUUGGCUCUCUGGUUUACGACGCACCUUUGAGUUUGAACCAAGAACUGCUGGACACAGGGAGAGAAAAGAUGUUUGUCGCUGAAGCUUACAACGUGGAUGACCGUGGCAGCAAUGCCAACAUUUUGGCGCUCACCCCCUUACGUGGGCACAGUGAGACGGUUCAGUUGCAUUCCCAGGACUGGGAGACUUGAAUCACUGGAAACGAGUUAAUUAUUUGUAUCCUUUGAGAUGUUUCUCUUUUGAGUAUAAAACCAUUUGCUGCCUUUACGUGGCAGUAAGCUUCGGGGGGCGCAAUGGAGCAGUUGGAGGAGGAACUUACGUGCCCGAUCUGCUGCUGUCUGUUUGAAGACCCACGGGUGCUCCUGUGUUCUCACAGCUUUUGCAAGAAAUGCCUGGAGGGGUUGUUGGAGGGAAACCGAGGUCUUGCAUUCAGGACACCUUUGAAAUGUCCUACCUGUCGCAAAGAAACACCCCACAACGGUGCAAACAGCCUCCAAAUUAACUACUCUUUGCGCGGAAUCGUGGACAAGUACAGCAAGAUCAGACUCUUCCCUAAAAUGUCAGUUUGUAAACAGCACUGUGGACAACCACUUAACAUUUUCUGUGCUACGGACCUAAAACUCAUCUGUGGCUUUUGUGCAACGACCGACGAGCACAGGGGGCACAGGUUCAGUUCUUUGGAAGACGCGUUUAAGCGCGAGAAGGAAUCGUUUGAGGAGCUGCAGCGCGGGGUGGAGAGCUGGCAGAGCGCAGACAUCCUGUCCUGUCUGGAGACUCUGCAGGCAGGGAAGAAGAAGGCACUCCAAUCCGUGAGCAGAGACGCAGAGAAAGUGACCGAUUACUUUGACAAACUGAUUAGCACCAUCGAAUGUAAAAAGAACGAGAUCCUUUCUGACUUGGAGACACUGAAGUUGGUGGUGAUGCAAGCGUAUGAUCCGGACAUCACGAGGCUGAGUGCGGCUCUGGAGGAGCAGGAGCGUGCUCUGAGCAUGGCAGAAUCUUUCAAGAGCAUCACGGACCCCCUGUGCUUCCUACAGCAGAUGCAGGAAUUUCGUGCUAAAUUCAGGGUCCUUAGGGAAACCCCACUUCCCAGCUGUAACGAUAUGGACAUUGGACCACUCGUGCGUAAUUUCGAUGUGAAAAAGUGGGAUUCACUAAGGCUCAAAGAGGUGGACAAAAUAAGCGUGCCUCACGAGAAAGUCUCCUAUAGGUCUGGCUGCACGCGGGUAACAGCUCCCAGGUUGAUGGCUUUAUUUCUGCGGCUGUCAUUGGCAGUGGUCCUACUUCUGUCCACGCACACCCUCGCAGCAUCUGCACAGCUCCGCUUUGAACCGCUGCUCAGUGCUGUCACAUCCCACUUCUCUCAGAGCGCCGUGUUUCUGUGCGACCUGGUCUCAUCAUCCACAAGUUUACUAAGUGUAGGCCAGCAAUACCUCAUAAACAUAAUGGACUCCACAGUAAAAUUCUUCAGCUUUUACUAUUAGACACGCAUGAACAUAGACUUAAGUUAUUGUGGAAAUCAUCAGCUUUUUAAAAUGCUCUUGUAGUACAAGUUCGUUAAAUGCAGUUUCUUGCUCAUAUUUAGUUCCAUAGGUUUUAUAGAUUCUCUUUCUUUUGAUAUGGCAUUUUUAUAUCACCAAAAAGAAUAAUUAAAUAAAUUUGACAAGCAGUAGAACAAAA